AUGAAAGGUUUUAAAGCUUCAAGUCAAAGCAUGCAACAAUCCGACACGCAGGAUCCUAAGAUUAUACGCCUUAAUUCUCAACGUCCCUCUUCUCAACCACAAGAUCUUAAUAUUCUACGACUCAAUACUACUCAACCGCAAGAUCUUAAUAUAUUACACCUUAAUGCUCAACGUCCUAAUACGCAUGAUCCGAAUGCUCAACGUUCUCAUAUGCAAGGUUCCUGUGGUCAACGAACUAAUGAUCAAGCUCAGCAAUCUAAUGCACAAUCGUCUAAUGUGCAACAUCAAAAUUUCAAUACUAAACUUCCUAGUAUUAAAGAAUUAGGUAUAUCAUGGGUAGCAUCAGAUGAUUUUCAUACUCAACGUCCUAUCACAAAGGUUUCCAUCACUCAACGUUUUGAUAUGCGACGAGAACCAGGAACAUCCUCAACGCAAAAUAUGAAUCUGCAAGAACCGCGGGAAGCAUCAAGUUUAUCUCGAUAUCCCAUUACACAAAGUCGCAUCGCGAAACGUUCUGAUUUUCAAUGUCCUAGCAUUCACGAACUAGGUACAUCUUUAAUGCGAGAUACCGAUAUACAAAAAACGUGGACAGCAUCAAAUUUAUUAUCAACUAGUCCUAAACCUCAAGAUCGACAUCCCAUUACACAAAUUCCUACCGCGCGGUGUUCUGAUAUGCAACGUCCUAGCAUUCAAGAUUUAAGUACAUCUUUAAUGCAGGAUACCGAUAUACAAAAAACCUGGACAACAUCAAAGCUAUCAACAAUAUGUCUUAAUUCUCACUCUCAACAUCCCAUCACGAAACGUUCUGAUAUGAAACUUCCUAGUAUUCAAGAAUUAGGUACCUUUUCAAUGCAACAUACGCAAGAAUCAUCUAGUCUUAAGCAAGAAACAAGUACAUCAUCAAAUUCGUCAAACACUUCGUUGGCAAAACGUCCUAAUUCCCAAGAACCGCGUGAUGAAAAUCCUCCGAAGAAGAGAAUUAAGCUAAAAACACGGAGUGCCCAGAAGUAUCGCGAUUCAAUCAUGAUAUUAUCUGAUGAAGAACCAGUUAUUACGAUUAGUAAAAGGAAAGAAUCAUCAGUUAUUGAUUUGGUACCUUUUGAUAAGGCAAUUUCUAUAAAUGAAUCAAAGAAACGUUCGGAACCACAUAAUAAUAACAAGAAUUUGAGUCGAUUGCUAAACAAAAAACGAAAGACUCAUCGAGAAAACAACAAUAAUGAAAUUGUCAACUUGAUUUCUGAUGAUGAUGCAUUACUACCGCCAUCAUCAAAAUCUUCUGCUAAUGAUUUUGUUCAGAAUGAUUCAAUAUUUUUGCGCUUAUCAGAAGUCGAUUUUUGCCGAAGCGAAUCUAAUGAAUAUUGGUGGAAAUGUAAACACCCUCACACUCUCGUUAUCACUGAUGAUAUACUUUGCUUUACUUGUAAGGAUGAGUUGAUAGCCAAAAUUUCCAUCAAGUACGUUACUCUUAUGCAAUGUUACCUUGGAUUAAUAAUUUUUCAUUGCAAAGCUCCUGGUGGUAAAACUGAUAAAGAGCACAAGGUCCCACGACUAUCUUCAAACGUUCAACUCAUUGGUAUUACUAAAGAUUUAAAUGCAUAUAAGUCUACAAUCGAAUACCUAAGUACGAAAAUAAAUAGAAUUGUGCCAUUAGAAUUGUCUCAAUCGUUAAGUAUUAUUAAAGAAUACAAUGAAUUGAGGACUGACUGGAGUAAUUCAAUCAAUCGACGACAACAACAAUCCGAAACGGAAGAGGUCAAUUCUAUCAAUCGACAACAACAACAAUCCGAAACGGAAGAGACGGAAGAGGCCAAUUCUAUCAAUGACGUAGAGAUUACAGCAUUCGAAUCUAUCGAUAAUCCAGAUAAAACUUUGUUUAGCUACACAUCCCGAAAUAGCAAUUGCCCGAUUAAUAUUAAAGUCCGAGAAUUUCUACGAUUAUAUCAAGAAGAUGAGUUGAAUGACAAUAUUGUCGUUUUUUACUUGAGAUACCUUUAUGAUCGCCUUUGGGAGACGGAUCCGACGGGUGCAGAACAAACGUAUAUCUUUGAUUCCCUUUUCUACGAGAGAUUAUCAAAUUUAACAAGAGAUGGGGCGUAUGAAAUUUUAAAGAAUUUCGUUUGUGAGGCGAGUUGGGCAAGAGGACCAGAAGUCCUUCCUCCAAAUUUUACGACCGGACUUGUCGUAACUCCAAAGCAGCCAAAUGCGUUUGAUUGCGGGGUAUACUUACUUCACUUCGUGGAAACCUUUCUCAAGAACUACCGAAGUCUUGAGAAGGGUAUCCUUGAAAAUACUGUAAAGAAGGAGGAUUGGGAUUCCUUAACCUUGGCGAUAAAACGCCAAAAUAUUAUGGAUUUGUUUGAGCAGUUGGCAAAAAAUCAUCAAGAUUAA
Diversispora eburnea is the source of this 2388-nucleotide messenger RNA. The record is from the annotation of a GenBank genome assembly. Lineage: Eukaryota; Fungi; Glomeromycota; Glomeromycetes; Diversisporales; Diversisporaceae.